AUGGCGGCCGAACAGAGAAAGCUGCUUGAGCAGCUCAUGGGAGCCGACCAGCUCGUGGGUAUCGGUAAUCCCUCUCGCAACGCUCAGCUCUCCAUCACCGAUCCCAAGGUCUGUCGCUCGUACCUUGUGGGAACCUGUCCCCAUGACCUCUUCACCAACACCAAGCAAGAUCUGGGUCCUUGUCCCAAGGUGCACAGCGAGGGAUUGAAGACCGAGUACGAGACCGCCUCAUCGGCGGAGAAAGCGAAAUGGGGCUUCGACUUUGAUUAUAUGCGCGACAUGCAAAAGUACAUCGAUGACUGUGACCGGAGGAUCGACUCGGCUCAGCGACGUCUGGAGAAGACUCCAGAUGAAAUUCGGCAGACGAACAAUCUUCUGAAACAAAUCUCAGACCUGACCAAAACCAUCAACGGCGGCCUUCUCGAGAUCUCCGUCAUGGGCGAAACAGGCUCGGUCGCGCAAGCGCUCAACGAACUGCAUAAAAUCCGCACUGCGAAACAUCAGAAAGAGACGUGCGAACGGGAACUGAAGAACCUUCAAGACACGUCCGGCCCAUCUGGGCACCAGAAACUGCAGGUGUGUGACGUUUGCGGCGCGUAUCUGAGUCGCUUGGACAACGACCGUCGGCUGGCGGAUCAUUUCUUCGGAAAGAUGCAUAUGGGCUAUUCCGAGAUGCGCAAGACGUACAAGAAGCUGAGCGAAGAGCUCAAAGGGAGGCCCCCUCCUGUUCGUCACCAUGAUGACGACGAUGGCGGCUGGGGUGGACGUUCCGGUGGUGGAAGAGGCCCGCGGUAUGGCGGAUAUAAGAAACGCGGUGGACGGUGGUGA
Aspergillus terreus NIH2624 is the source of this 828-nucleotide messenger RNA. RefSeq names its product LUC7 domain-containing protein. NCBI's taxonomy places the organism in Eukaryota, Fungi, Ascomycota, Eurotiomycetes, Eurotiales, Aspergillaceae. The transcript is spliced from 3 exons. Gene Ontology annotation, cellular component: U2-type prespliceosome; U1 snRNP. The coding region runs from base 1 to 828 and encodes 275 amino acids. Gene Ontology annotation, biological process: mRNA splice site recognition. The record is from RefSeq and is a predicted model, not a curated record. Gene Ontology annotation, molecular function: mRNA binding.